This is a messenger RNA of Podospora bellae-mahoneyi, 1042 nucleotides long. RefSeq lists its product as uncharacterized. Bases 322 to 903 code for a protein of 193 amino acids. The transcript has 2 exons. Lineage: Eukaryota; Fungi; Ascomycota; Sordariomycetes; Sordariales; Podosporaceae. The record is from RefSeq and is a predicted model, not a curated record.
GUGGGGCUGGUGAAUGGUAUGGUGGUGUGGCGGGUGGGUGGAAGUCUGUGGCUGUGGUUGGCGGCGGCAGGCAGCGUCAUCGCAUUGGCGGACAGUUGAAGGUUGAAGAUAAGGGAGCGCAAUCGCAUCGCAUCGCGUAGACGCCAGGAACGAAUAUCACAGCAAACCCCGACGGGGGGGAAACCAACAAUACCAACCAAGCUCGACGAACAAACUGAUGAUAUAGCUACCUAAUCCCACCACCCAGUUCAUCAACCACCACCCCCGUCAUCCACCCCAACCCACCAGUCCACCGAUCACCAUUCCCUCCCGUCCCCAAUCAUGAAGCCAAUACCCCUCCUCUCCACCAUCUUCCUCCUCCUAGGAAUAGCCUCAGCCUCCGCCCCAACUUUCUGCAAAUGCACCUGCUUCACAAACAGCACCAUCAUCCCCCUCGGCCCCCUCCACGACAACCCCCCCUCCCCCAACCCACCCCCCGGCUUCCUCUCCCCCCGAGCCUCCUCCUCCUCCUGCACCCAAUGUAACCGCGCCUUCUGCCUCAAAUACAACCUACCCAUCUGCAAAGACGCCGAAGAAAAAGACGUCGUCACCUCCUGUUUCCAGCGCGACAGCAACAAGGACAAGAUCAUAGUCUGGGGCUUCAUCCUCGGCACCGCCGGCCUGCUGAGCUGGGCGGGGGUAAAAAGGGUUAUUGACUCGAGAAUGGAAAGACAGAGGCAAGAACGUGGGAAUGAGGGGGGAAGGGGGAUAAUGGGGGUGAUAGGGGGGUUGGUUUCCGGUGGGAAUGCCCAGAGAGGGGAAAAUAUUGGUGGAGGGGGGCUCACGAGGAGAGGUACUGGUGGAGGAGGAGGCGAAGGGCAGGGGACGUACAGUCCUUUGGGGGAGGGCGGUGGUGCACGAUGAAGGAGAUGUGUAAUAGGAGAUGGAUGCCAUGAUGCGACGCGGUGUUUUUGGCGUUUGAACGGGAAUACAACUUGGGUUUGGCUCUGUUAAAAGGAAUACAUAUCAUACGACGACGUGUUAUGGCCUUAAUGGACAACUG